Ilex paraguariensis (yerba mate) is the source of this 1250-nucleotide messenger RNA. The record is from the annotation of a GenBank genome assembly. Lineage: Eukaryota; Viridiplantae; Streptophyta; Magnoliopsida; Aquifoliales; Aquifoliaceae.
UUCUAAUCUAACAAUCAUAGUAAGCAACUUAUCUUCUUUGUUCUUUGCUUUCUCCAAACUUCUUAAGUUCCUAUAAAUCUGAAGCAACUUUUUGCUUUGUUUUGAUUGAAACACAAUAUAAUAAAUCUGUCACAACUUUUUUGCUUUGUUUAAUGGUGGGCCUAUCCGGGUCCUGAAAAUGAAAAAUCGGUACAAGCUGCAGGGAAACACUUGCAGUUGGUUGGUUUCAGUGGAAGGCCAAAUAUUAAUGGCUGAACUAUGUUGGUGCUGGCAAUGUAGAUUAAACAUGGAGUGAAAGGACGAUGGAAGGGGAGGAUAGUUUGAGAACUUUAGAAUGUUUAAAGGGGAGAUUGCUUGCAGAAAGAGUGGCUUCAAGGGUUGCCCAAGAGGAAGCAGAGCAAAUGGGAAACAAGCUUAUUGAGCUACAGACCCUUUUGAGAGCAGAGAUAAAAUCAAGGAACAAAGCUGAAAAGAAACUGAAAUUCCUAACAAAGAAGCUCGAGUCCAUGAACAUAUCCUAUGUUUGUGAUGAAUCAGAGCAUUCCAGCUUGUUCGAGAAGAGUGAAAUUUCCCAUGUGAUAUCUACAGCUUCUUCAAGUACAAAAGGACCAGAAGAUAAGGAACCCAUUACCCAAAUCACAAACUCUACACAAUGUGACAUUGAAGAACCAAUGGAGAAGACAGAGUCCCCAGUGCCAGUGGUCUUAAAGAAUUUGAAGUACAAUGUAUCACCAUCUAGUACAUCAGGUCAAAGCUACAGUAGUCCUUCAAAUGAAGAGACUUUAAGUUUUACAAAUAAAGCUGAUUCUGAAAAUUCCAAUGAGGUUAACUCGGGGCAAAACUACCAUGAUUCGAAGACUUGUGAUCAUAGCUCAAAAUCUUCAAUUGAAGAAAAGGAUGUUAAUAAUGGAGAAAAUGACCAGAAAGAGGAUGGCUAUGUUGACAACUCAUUGGCAUUAGUUCCACUUGAUUUGCCAAAGACGACACCCAUCAUUGAUCAAGAAACUCUUGAUGCAACUGUUAAAGAUGUUCUUGAUGCUUUAAGGCGUGCUAAAGAAAAGCUUCAGAGUUCAAUGGAGAGAAGACAUAUGAUUAGAGUUGGCUCAAGAUAAAUUUGUGUGGCUUAUGCAGUGAUAUAGAAGAUGUUUUGAAUUAGCAAUAACUUCUUUGAUGUUUUGAAUUAGCAAUAACUUCUUUGAUGUUUUGAUUUGUGUGACUUUGUAGUUCCCUGGAUAAAAAACUUCAUUUGG